Molecule: messenger RNA, 12192 nt
Organism: Ochotona curzoniae (black-lipped pika)
Lineage: Eukaryota; Metazoa; Chordata; Mammalia; Lagomorpha; Ochotonidae
Gene: PKHD1
Product: PKHD1 ciliary IPT domain containing fibrocystin/polyductin
Exons: 66
Coding region: 1-12192 (4063 amino acids)
Source: RefSeq, a predicted model, not a curated record
AUGACUGUUGUGCUGAUCUCUCUGAUAAGCAUUAAACUGCUGCUUUUGGCAGCAACUCACCUGACUUUACGUAUUGAACCCGAGGAAGGUAGUCUUGCAGGGGGAACGUGGAUCACAGUCAUCUUUGAUGGUUUGGAGACAAGUGUCCUUUAUCCCACCAAUGGCUCUCAGCUGGAGAUACACCUGGUGAACACGGUGGUGCCCACACUGCCCAGUAUCCCCUGCGAUGUCACUCCUGUCUUCUUAACAUUGCCGAUGGUGACAUGUCAGACCAGGUCUCUGCUGUCUGAAGCCCAUGCGGGUCAGUAUUCCUUGGAAGUGUACUCUGGGGGACAGGUGUUUUAUAGCCCAAGUCCAGGAUCAAAAGACAACUGUACUUUCAAGUUUUCCAAGGCACAGACACCCAUUGUUUACCAUGUUAAUCCAUCUAGUGGAGUUCCAGGAAGCCUAAUACAUGUGCAUGGCUGGAUUUUCACUGGAAAACUAGAAACAUUUGAUUUUGAUGAUGAGUACAUUGACAGCCCUCUGCUCUUGGAAUCUCAAGGAGACAAAUGGGUCACUCCUUGCUCUCUGAUAAACAGGCAGACAGGAAGCCACUAUCCUAUUCAGGAAGAUCAUGGUCUUGGGACUCUGCAGUGCCGUGUGGAAGGCGACUACAUUGGCUCCCAAAAUGUUAGCUUCUCAGUAUUUAACAAAGGAAAAUCAAUGGUGCAUAAGAGUGCAUGGCUGAUCAGUGCUAAGCAAGACCUUUUCCUGUAUCAGACACACGCAGGAAUAUUAUCUGUGUUUCCAGAAACUGGGAGCACUGGGGGAAGAACAGACAUCACAAUUACUGGAGACUUCUUUGACAAUUCUGCUCAUGUUACUGUUGCAGGCAUUCCAUGUGAUGUUAGACACGUGUCUCCCAGGAAGAUUGAAUGUGCCACCAGGGCUCCAGGAAAAGACGCAAGGCUCACUGCUCCUCAGGCAGGCAACAGAGGGCUUCUUUUUGAAGUUGUAAAUGCUGGUGAAAGUUUGGAAUUUUCUGAAACCACACCUGGGUACCGGUGGCAAAUUGUUCCCAAUGCCAGUUCUCCAAUUAGAUUUUGGUCAAAAGAAGGACAGUCUUUCAGAGCCCGGCUCAGUGGGUUCUUUGUAGCCCCGGAGACAAAUAAUUACACGUUCUGGAUCCAGGCCGACAGCCAAGCUUCCCUACAUUUCAGCUGGACAGAGGAACCAAAGGCUAAGGUGAAAAUGGCUUUCAUCAAGGUUGGCACUGCUGGCUGGUUUGACUCUUGGGAGCAGAAUGGAAAUGAAGGAACUUGGCAACAGAAGACUCCCAAGCUGGAGCUGUUAGGUGGAGCCCGGUAUUACCUGGAAGCAGAGCAUGUGGGGGUCUCCCCCAGCAAGGGGAUGAGGAUUGGUGUCCAGAUUCAUAACACCUGGCUGAAUCCUGAUGUGGUACCCACGUAUCUCCGGGAGAAGCACCAGAUCCGAGUCCAAGUCCAGCGACUUCCAGAAAUACAAACAUUGAAUGUGUCUGGCACAGGAAACUUUUCCCUUACUUGGGACAAUGUCUCCAGUCAGCCAAUAGUUGCAAAUGCUACAGCAUACCAGAUUCAAACAGCCAUUGAGGAGUUACUUGCAGUGAAAUGCAAACUGGAGCCCCAUUCAGCUAACAUUUUACUCCAACUUGGAUUCGAACAAGGCCUGGAAGGUUCCCUUUCUGAUGGAAAUCCCACCAGUGGGACAGAGCCCUUCUGUGGCAGGUUCAGCCUCCAUCAGCCUAAAUACCUUGUUAUAACUCCGCCAGCUACCCAGAAAGGCCAUUGGCUAGAUCAACAUACACAUCUGUGUAUAGCAUACAAAGGCCACACAAAUAGGAUUCUGAAGAUGACUGUAUUCUUCACACUUGGCUCUCAAAACAUCAUGAAGAAUACCACCUGUGAUUGGAGUCUCACUGGGAUCAAUCCCAACAGCUGGCAGUUCAAGUGCAAGAACCUCUGGGAGACUUGUGUACGUCGCAUCCAUGGUCUCCAGCCGCCUCUAGCGAACUCCCCAUUGCUGGUUAGGAUCGAACUCCUCCCUCUGCCUGAGACGGGCCUGCUGUAUGUGGAUGAAGUUAUUAUUGCAGACACAAAUAUAACAGUUUCUCAGGCUGGUUCUGGAACUGCUCGCCCUGGUGGGAAUCUGGUGGAAUCAAUCCUAGUGACAGGAUCCCCUCCAGUCUACAAUAUAACCUCAUGGUUGCUGGGGUGUGGUACAGAUCUACCCCUCAUCAUUGCACGCUCUGUGCCCACCAGCGGAACUGAAAAAGGGACUGGACUGGUCCAGUGGACAACACAGAGACUGCGGAGGACAAGUCCACCUUUGGGAGGACACUUUCGCAUCCACCUUCCCAAUGAUGCAGUAAUUCCUGAUGUCUCUGUGCAUAUUUCUGCUAAUCAGCUUCAGAAACUCUUGGAGAACAAUGCCGACAACUUCACAUCCAGGUUCCUCCGUGUUAGUGACUUCACGGUAGAAGAGCAGCUGAACUCUUGCUAUGAGCAUGUUUGGGCACUUUCCUGGUCCGCUCAGAUUGGGGACUUGCCCAAUUUUAUCAAGGUCUCUGGUGAAAAUCUUACUGGCCAGAAUCCUGUUGCAACUGCCCGAGUGGUCUAUGAUGGUGGAGUUUUUCUUGGACCCAUAUUUGGAGACAUGUUGGCAACUGCCAGCCAACACCCUCAGGUAGUUGUGCGAGUGAAUGACAUACCAGCUCAAUGCUUAGGUUCCUGUUCUUUCCGGUUCCUUCAGGAGUCAACACCCUGCAUCUAUUCUGUGGAAUAUUCCAUUGAUCAUGACAUCAACCUACUGGUUUAUAUUAAUGGAACGGGCUUCUCUGAUGAUGCCAAGGCCCUGCAAGUUACAGUGAGCAACGCAAACUGUGAAGUUGUUUUCUCAAAUCAAACUGAUGUGGUUUGUCGGACAGACUUGCUGCCGGUUGGAACUCAUCAGGUCUCCAUGUUGGUGAGACCCUGUGGUCUUGCUGUCAGUGCCAGUGGAGAAGACCUUCUCCUUAAAGUGGUGCCCCGACUGGAUGCUGUAGAGCCUUCUAGAGCUGCAGAGAUUGGAGGAAUUUGGGCUACUAUCCGAGGCUCUAGUUUGGAGGGUGUCAGCCUGGUGCUAUUUGGAUCUCAGUCUUGUGCCAUCAGUGUCACCACAAGCAGUUCACACAGAAUUGAAUGCAAAGUUCCAUCCAGGGGGAAAGAUGGACACAUUGUGAAUGUGACUGUGAUCUCUGGGGACUAUACUGCAGUUCUUCCCAAUGUGUUUACGUUUGACUCUUCUUUAAAUCCAGAGAUUUUGUUUCUGAGCAGAAAUCACAGCGGCAUAGCAGGAGGUGGGAGACUUUUCAUCAGAAUGACACAACUGGCGAACUACACAGGUUUGGACAUCAAAGUUUACAUCCAGGAUUCUUUGGCUCAGAUUCAUGCCCAGACGGCUCAGGGCCUGGAGGUGAUGCUGCCUCCACUGCCAGCUGGCAUCUAUGAAGUCUCAGUCUUCAUCAAUGGCAUCAGCAUUUUCUCACGAGGGGUUGAUCUCCAUAUCCGGUACUUCACAGAUGUUUACAGCAUCCGGCCUUGCUGCGGGUCUUUUCUAGGUGGAACCAUUAUCAGCAUCUCGGGAAUAGGGUUCGGCAGGGAUCUGGCAUCAGUAUGGGUGCUGGUGGGCAAUCGAUCCUGUGGCAUUGUGAAUGUGACAGAGGUGAGCGUGUGGUGUGCCACUGCUCCGGCACCUCUGCUGCCCGAUGUGAAUUAUCUCAGCAUCUCUGCCGCCGUGGAGGUCUGGGCUGGCAGCGCGUCCUCUACCAGACCUUCACCGAGUUUGGUCGGAAAGGGCUUUACUUUCACGUAUGAGGUGGCCACAACCCCGGUGGUUACAGCUGUGCAGGGGGAAAUCACCAACAGCAGCCUGAGCAUCUACGUGGAAGGAAAUAAUCUUUCUGAUGCUGUCCUCAUCCUGGGGGACCUGCAAUGUGAACUAGAGACACGGCCUUUUGGGGGCCACGGGAACCUGUCUGGCUGUUCCUUUCCUCUUCCCAGUGUGGAGGCAGGCAUCUACUUGCUCCAAGUGCGGCAGAAGCAAAUGGGCCUGGCUGACAUGUCUGCCGUGCCCCAGCGGUUUUUAGUGAAACCUCAGAUCACCACUAUCUUGCCAACACAAGGUUCUACUUGUGGUGGGUUGGUCCUCACGGUGAGGGGUGUGGCUCUCCAUUCCAGAAGGGGGUCAGUUCAGGUUGACCUUUCAGAUCCUUUUGCUUGCGUGACUUUGGUUUUGGGAGACCAGAGGGUUGUGUGUCAAGUCACUCUGCUGGAUGAUCCUCUGCCUGGAGCAUCCUUCAGCUUGAAUGUCACAGUCCUGGUCAAUGGGCUAAGCAGUGAGUGUCAGGGAAACUGUACUGUCUUCAUGCGGGAAGAUACAACUCCUACUGUGGACACCUUGACCACCAACACCAGUGGGUCACUGACCACUGUGCUGAUGAGCGGUCAGAGGCUAGGCACCACAGUGGAUGAACCUGCUGUGUUCGUGGACCAUCAACUGCCUUGUGAUGUAACUUUCUUUAACACAAGCCAUGUGGCAUGCCAGAUAGAUGCGCUGACCCCAGGUCUCCAUUAUUUAUCAGUUUUUUACCCAAGAAGAGGGUACGCUUGCUUUGGCAAUGUUUCCAGAUAUUUCCAUAUUAGGCCUCGAGUGCUUCGUUAUCUUCCGAAGAAUUUCAGCACACACGGCGGGGGCCUCUUGGCCAUAGAAGGCUCAGCCCUGAAAGGACAGAACUCCACCAUAGUCUACAUUGGUCAGCAGGCCUGCCGGCUGGUGAACAUCACCGCUGAGCUCGUCUGCUGUACUGUUCCUGCGGGGAAUGGCUCGACUGUUGUGGAAAUAGAGGUAGAUGGACGUCGUUGGCAUGUGGGAGCCAUUAUCUACAGCUCGGCCUUCACCCCAGAGCUGCUCGCUCUGUCUCAGAGGGAUGACGUGUUGACCAUUGCUGUGGUUCGGAUCUCAGGAGCUGCGAAUGUUGACGUUUUUAUUGGGCCAUCACUGUGUGGGGGCAUCUCUGGUGACCACACCACUCUGCAGUGCACAGCCCCUCUCCUUCCUGUGGGGCAGUACCCAGUCACAGCUUAUGACCGUCCCAGAGGUUGGGCCUCCUCCGCACUGGUGUUCACGUCCAGAGUCCGGGUUUCAGCAGUGACUCAGAACUUCGGCUGCCUGGCUGGAGGACUGGUGCAUGUGUUUGGAGCAGGAUUUUCCCCAGGGAACAUCUCAGCUACCGUGUGUGGUGUUCCCUGCCAAGUUUUGGCCAAUGCUACUGUGUCUGCCUUCAGCUGCCUGGUCCUGCCUCUGGAUGUGUCUCUGGCUUUCCUGUGUGACCUGAGGCCCGAGGAAGACAGCUGUGACGACGCCAGCCUCACCUCCGUGCAGUGCCAGUUGACUGUUGCUGUGGGAAUGGAGAGACUGUCUGAGUCGUGGCCUUACUUCUACACGUGUGAGGAGUGUUCUCAGAGCCGCUUCGGGUCAGCUCAUUGGACAGCCUUCCCACCCUUUUCCGGCCUCUUUGUCAGCCCUAAAGUGGAAAGAGAUGAAGUUCUCAUCUAUAAUAGCUCCUGUAACAUUACCAUGGAAACUGAGGCAGAGAUGGAGUGUGAGACGCCUAAUCAGCCAAUUACCGCCAAGAUUACUGAGAUACGGAAAAGCUGGGGCCAGAACACUCAGGACAACUUUUCCUUCCAAUUCUGCCGGAGGUGGUCCAGGGCUCACAGCUGGCUUCCUGGGAGAGUGCCACAAGAUGGCGACAAUGUCACAGUGGAGAAUGGGCAGGUGCUCCUGCUUGACUGCAGAACAAACAUCCUCAACCUGCUGCAUAUCAAAGGAGGCAAGCUGGUUUUCCUGGGCACAGGAACUGUGGAUCUCAGGGCCCAUGCCAUCCUUGUUUCUGAUGGUGGAGAGCUCCGGAUUGGAUCUGAGGACAAACCCUUCCAAGGCAGAGCUCGGAUCAAACUCUAUGGGAGUUCUUACUCUACCCCCUUCUUUCCCUAUGGAGUAAAGUUCCUGGCAGUAAGAAAUGGGACUCUUUCCCUGCAUGGCUCACUACCAGAAGUACUUGUUACUCGUCUUCGGGCAACUGCUCAUGCCCAAGACACAGUAUUGGCUCUGGAAGAUACUGUGGACUGGCACGCUGGAGAUGAAGUUGUUAUCAGUGGGACCAGUGUUGAAGGCACCAAACCAGUGGAAGAGAUUGUUGUUGUAGAAACUGUGCACAACACAGACCUUCUUCUUAGGUCUCCCUUGAGAUAUUCUUACAGCUUCACUGAGAAUUGGGCAGCCAGAGAAUACUCUGUUCUAAAGGCUACUGUGGCUCUGCUCAGCAGGAGGAUUACCAUACAAGGAAAUCUAACUCUGGAGAGGAAGCAGCUCCUUGCCUCAUGCCAGGAGGCCAAUGCCUCAGAAGGUAAUCUGAAGAACUGUUUGUAUUCCAAGAGUGAGAAGAUACUGGGGUCUAGGGAUCUGGGGGCCAAAGUAAUCAUUCAGUCCUUCCAAGAGGAAGCCAGUCAGGUCCAGUUGAAGGGAGUGCAGUUUCGAGAUCUGGGGCAAAGUUUCCGUAAGCAUCUGAGCGCUCUCACUCUGGUGGGAAGUAUGAAAGAUUCCUAUGUACAGGGAUGUACGGUGUGGAACUCCUUUAGUAGAGGCCUCAGCAUGGAUGGUGUCCUGGGCCUGAAGGUGGACAGUAACGUAUUCUUCAACAUUGUAGGCCACACACUACUGGUGGGAGCAUACAUGGAGGCAAGACCCAUUGCUUGGGAGGUGAUAACCAGAAGAAAAUCAAACUGGUCAGAACAGGGAAAUAUAAUCAGGAAUAAUGUCAUCAUCAAUGUUUCUGGUGCUGAGGGACUCUCCAGUUCUGAAAUGUUGACACCAUCUGGCAUUUACAUCCGCAAUCCCACCAAUGUUAUAGAGGGAAACAGAGUUUGCUCUGCAGGUUAUGGCUACUUUUUCCACCUUGUCACCACGCAGACAUCACAAGCUCCACUACUGUCCUUCUCUCAGAACAUUGCACAUUCUUGUACAAGGUGUGGUCUCUUCGUAUACCCUAAAUUUCAGCCACCUUGGAAUGAUGGACCUGGUCCCACAUUACUCCAGUACUUCACAGUUUGGGAAAGUGUAGGUGGUGUCCAGAUUUUUAGGAGCAGCAAUCUUCAUCUGAAAAGCUUCCAAGUGUAUUCAUGCAGGGACUUUGGAAUUGACAUCUUAGAAAAUGAUGCAAAUACUUCAGUUACUGACAGCUUAUUAGUGGGUCAUUUUACUCACCAGGGAAGCAAGUGUAUGUCAGCUGGGAUUAAAACUCCAAAAAGGUGGGAACUAACAAUUUCUAACACAACCUUUGCUAAUUUUGAUCUUGUCAGCUGUGUGGCCAUCAGAACCUGUUCGGGAUGCUCUCAAGGACAGGGUGGAUUUACUGUGAAGAGCAAACACUUGUCAUUUAUAAAUUCUACAAACCUGGUAGAUUUUCCAUUUCCUCAUGCAGCAAUUCUGGAAGAUUUGGAUGCGUCUCUCUGUGGGAAAAACAGAAGCCAUAUUCUUCCUUCUAUGGAAACCCUUCCAGCUUCUUGUUUGGUCAAUGCAAGCUUUGGUCAGACUGUUCCUGGCAGCAUCUGUCAGGGAGCUGUUCUCUUUCAUCGUAUGUCUAUUGGCAUAGCUGAUGCCCCCAGUGUUCCUUAUGGUUUAACCUUGACUGACAGCAGAAAUAAGACGACAACUGUCAACUAUGUAGGCAACACAUUGUCUAAUCUUCAUGGCUGGAUGGCUCUGCUCUUGGACCAAGAGACCUACUCACUGCGAUUUGAGAAUCCUUCAGUCCACAGAUCUUUGCAGUACUCAGCAACAUUUGACAACUUUACCCAAGGGAAUUACCUCCUCCUGGUACACUCAGAUGUGCCACUCUACCCUGACAUCGUCAUAAGUUGUAACACUAAAGUGGGCCAAGCUCUUCCGUCUCAUCCAUCACCUGGUCGGGACCAAAGCUGUGAUUGGUUCUUCAACAGGCAGUGGAGGCAGCUCACUUAUCUGGUUUCAGGUGAAGGCCAAGUGCGAGUAAUUCUCCAGGUGAGGGAAGGCAUCCCUCCAUCUAUUGCAGCUUCUACAACUGCACCUGAAUCAGCUUUAAAAUGGUCCCUCCCUGAAACCUGGCAAGAUGUUGGAGAGGGUUGGGGAGGACAUAAUCAUACCAUCCCAGGCCCUGGGGAUGACGUCCUGAUUUUACCCAACAGAACUGUCCUGGUGGAUACAGAUCUUCCAUCCCUAAAAGGCCUUUACGUGAUGGGGACUUUAGAAUUUCCUGUGGACAGAAGCAACAUUCUGAGCAUGGCAUGCAUGGUCAUUGCAGGCGGGGAGUUAAAAGUUGGAACUUCAGAAAAUCCCUUAGAAAAAGAACAAACGCUUCUGAUUCUACUUAGAACCUCAGAGAGAGUCUUUUGUGAUCGUUUUAAUCAAUUUCGGAUUGACCCAGGAAUAAUUGGGGUUUAUGGGAAAGUUCAACUUCACAGUGCUUAUACUAAAAAAUCCUGGACACAUCUUAGAGCUGAUAUUGCCUCAGGAAACGAAAGAAUCAUAGUUGAGGAUGUGGUGGACUGGCAACCUCAUGACAAAAUUAUCCUUACUUCCUCUUCUUACGAGCCUCAUGAAGCAGAAGUCCUCACUGUGAGAGAAGUCAAGGGCCACCAUAUUCGAAUCUAUGAACGACUCAGACACCGGCACCUUGGAAGUGUCCAUGUCAUGGAGGAUGGCCGACACAUUAGUUUGGCUGCUGAAGUUGGACUGCUGACCCGAAAUAUACAAAUCCAGUCUGAUACAUCAUGUAGCGGGAGACUGCUGGUGGGGUCUUUCGGAAAUCCCAGAAGAGAAGAAUUCUCAGGUGUCCUUCAAGUUUCAAAUGUGGAAAUACACAACUUUGGAACACCACUGUAUGCAUCCAUUGAAUUCAUUAAUGUGUCCACAGGAUCAUGGAUAAUAUCUUCUACUCUUCAUCAUAGUUGUGGUGGUGGCAUUCAUGCACUUGCCAGUCAUAGCAUAAUUUUAAAAGACAACGUAGUGUUUGAUGCAGCUGGUCAUGGCAUUGAUAUGGAAGGCCAGGACUAUUCUCUUACUAAUAAUCUUGUAGUCCUGGUGGCACAGUCAGCAUUGUCCACUGUGUGGGUUGCAGGUAUCAAAGUGAACCAGGCAAAGGAUGUUGAUCUCUUCGGCAAUGUUGUAGCAGGAUCAGAGAGACUGGGCUUUCAUUUAGGAGGCCAUAGGUGUUCCUCUCCUGGAGUGAUUUGGUCUGGCAAUGUGGCCCACUCAAACCUUCAUGGCCUUCAUCUUUACAAAAAAAGUGAAAUUGAAAAUUGCACCAGUAUUUCUGGAUUCCUGGCUUUCAAGAACUUUGACUAUGGUGCCAUGCUACAUGUGAAAAACAGCAUGGAAAUGGAGAACAUCAUUCUGGUCGACAAUACUGUUGGUCUUUUUGUGCUGGUAUACGUAUCUUUUGUUCCACAAAACUCCAACAAAGAUGCUCGGAUUGUGUUUAGAAACUCAGAUGUGGUAGCCACUAGCUCUACUUUUGACUGCAUUCAAGACAGAGUAAAGCCUCGGUCAGCCAUUAUGACGUCAAGAGACCGAGCGCCUUCCAAUCCAAGAGGCGGGAGAGUUGGUAUACUGUGGCCUGCAUUCACCUCAGAACCAAACCUGUGGCCCCGGGAGCCAUGGCACAAAGUGAGGGAUGGCUACUCAGUUUCAGGAAGCAUUAAACUUCAAGGUGUGACAUUUUCCAAUUUUGGCAAGAGUUGCUACAGUAAAGACCUAGAUAUUUGCAUUCUACCAAAUGAACAAAACACAGGGAUAAUGCACCCAAUAACAGCAGAGAGUACCAGGAUGCUAAAUAUGAAAGAUGAAAAUAAGUUCUACUUUCCUCCAUUACAACCCAGGAAAGAUUUAGAGAGAAUAAUAUGCCUAGAAUCACAGUGUGAAAAUCCAAGGAAAUACCUGUUCAAGGACCUGGAUGGAAAUGCUUUGAAUCUGCCUCCACCAGUUUCUGUAUUUCCUAAACUUGAGGCAGAAUGGACUGGAUCCUUCUUCAACACAGGUACAUUUAGAGAGAAGAAGAAGUGCACAUACCAUUCACUGAUACAAGGCUUCAUCUGCAAGGAAACAGACCAAGUAGUCCUAGUCCUUGACAAUGUUGAUGUGUCUUCCUCAAUCCAAAAAUUCUAUCCAGUUGUGUCUAUAACUAAUGGCUUUGUUGACACCUUCACUAGUGCAAAUGCCAACACCCCCUGUUCCAGUUCUAGGUCUGCAUCAACUUUCUAUUCCAUUUUACCCACUGAGCAACUGACCAAGGUCUGUUUCAUGGAUCAGACUCCUCCAAUUUUGCAGUUUUAUCUCUUGGGGAACAAAAGUUACUCCAAGCUUCUCUUGGCUAUAUUUUACCAUGAGCUCCAGAGUCCCCAAGUUUUCUUACAGGGAACUUUUAUUCCACCAACUUUCAUUAAAUCAGAUUCCUCAUUGUUGAAUGAGACCAUAGGUACCAACUAUUUCAACAUUAUGGAUAACUUUUUGUAUAUUGUCCUACAAGGAGAGGAGCCUGUUGAAAUACAUUCAGGUGUUUCCAUUCAUUUGGCUUUCACUGUGAGGUCUGCAGUGGUAGAAAACAGUUGGGAAGUAUUAAUGCUUGAAAAACUGACUGACUUUUUACAUAUCAGCAAAAAUCAAAUCAGAGUUGUUCAUAAGAUAUCUGGCAAUGAAGAAACCUUAGAAACCAUAGCUGACAUUGCAGCAAAAAGAAGACGCAAUUGCCCAACUGUGGCUUGUACAAACCAUUAUGUCAGAGUUGGUCAACGCAGACCUCUUAUGAUGGAAUUGAACUCAUCACCCUGGGCCUCAGUACCACCAACAGGAGAGGUGGUCUCAACAGUGAUUGUUAUUGAAAUUGGCGAUCUUCCAACUGUGUGGGAUACUGGCCUGUUUCCUUCUUUGUCAAGAAACAAACUACAGAAUUUGAGUGACCAACUCAUUAUUGCUCAACAGACUGGAGUGUUAAACAAUGUUCUGAAUACGACUAUAGGGGCCUUACUUGUUACUCAGUCAAAGGAAGUCAUUGGCUAUGGAAAUGCAAGCAUCUUUAAAAGUAAGAACGUUAUAUAUGUUAGGCCCUCUGCUCUCGUAGUCCUGGUCCAGCCUUCAGAUGGAGAAGUGGGAAAAGAGCUUCCUGUGCAACCAAAACUCAUUUUUGUGGAUGAGCAGAAUCGAAGAGUGGAAUCCUUGGGUCCUCCCUCUGAACCUUGGACUGUUGCAGUUUCCUUAGAAGGAAGAUCAAAUUCAGUGCUAAAAGGAUAUACUCAGGUAGAAACUCAGGAUGGUUAUGUAAGUUUCUCCAACUUGGCAAUCUCAAUAUCUGGGUCAAGCUGGCACUUUAUUUUCACUGUGACUUCUCCUCCAGGAGUCAAUUUUACAGCUCGAUCCAGAAAAUUUGCUGUCUUGCCAAUGACCAUGAAGGAGAGCUCUACCAUCAUCCUGGCUGCAUCACUGUGCUCAGUGGCCUCAUGGCUGGCUCUGAGCUGUCUGGUCUGUUGUUGGUUCAAAAAGAACAAAAAUAGAAAAACAAAACCUGAAGAGACAAGUGAAUCUCAGACUACUGAUCAGAAGAAUCAUACCCCAGUCUCCUCCAAACGUCAAGGAUCACAACCAGAGACUGCGAAAGAAGACACCGGAGUGGAAGAAGAUAUGAGGAUGAAAGUCAUGCUAGGCAAACUGAACCAGCUGCCUCACCAGUCGCUGAAUGGAGUGUCCAGAAGGAAAGUUAAUAGACCAACUGUAGGACAGGAAAAAACUGCUGUUCCUGUUUCCAGCAUUGCUGGCGUCACGUCCCAAGGCCACACCUGCACUCCAAGCUCUCCUGCUCAGCAGGUGCACAUGCAGGAGGGUGGGAACUGGAAGGAAGCCAAAGCGCAGUUGCUGAGAUACCAGCUGGCAGGACAGGAUCAGCUGUUGCUGCUGUGCCCUGAUCUCAGGCAAGGGCAGAGUCAGCAAAGCAAAGAAAGUGGCAGCUUGGGGCCUUCCCAAGAGACAAAAAUCUCCUGUGGUGCCACCAAGGCAAUCUGUGUCCAUUCAGUACACCCUGAGACUAUUCCAGAACAGCUGUGA